Messenger RNA from Striga hermonthica, 1605 nucleotides. The record is from the annotation of a GenBank genome assembly. Lineage: Eukaryota; Viridiplantae; Streptophyta; Magnoliopsida; Lamiales; Orobanchaceae.
AUGAUGAAGAAAACUACAUUCAAUUUCCAUUUAUCCCUCAUUUUUCUUUUUGUAUUUUCAUGCUCGUCAUCAGCUUACGUUGAUAACGAUCACGAUGUUUUUCUCGAGUGCCUUGAAAAUUUCCACGACUCGAUUUCCAGCGUGACUUACACUCGAAACAACUCAUCCUACUUGUCCAUUCUUCGAUUUUCCAUUCAAAACCUUAGAUUCACUUCGCGCUCCACACCACAACCACGUGUGAUCAUAACCCCCGAGCACGAGUCCCAAGUCCCGCCCGUCGUCCAUUGCGCCAAGAAAGAAGGCAUCGAGAUCCGAACCCGAAGCGCGGGCCACGACUACGAAGGCCUAUCCUACGUAUCUCAAAACCCUAAUUUCGUAAUCCUCGACUUAAUCAACCUUAGUGAAGUAACCGUCAAUCUCGAGAAAAAAACCGCGUGGGUCCAAUCGGGCUCGACCCUCGGCUCCUUAUACUACAAAAUCGCCGAACGAAGCUCGACCCUCGGUUUUCCCGCUGGCAUUUGCCCGAGUGUCGGCGUCGGCGGGCAUUUCAGCGGAGGCGGCUACGGCAACAUGAUACGAAAACACGGCUUGGCGGCUGACAACGUAAUCGAUGCAAGAAUAGUGGAUGCGAAUGGUCGAAUUCUCGACCGACGCUCGAUGGGCGAGGAUCUUUUUUGGGCCAUUCGUGGUGGCGGGGGCGCGAGUUUUGGUGUGAUCCUCGCGUGGAAAGUACGCCUCGUGGAGGUCCCCGAACGAGUCACCGUCUUCACGAUCGGGCGAACUCUUGAGAAGAACGUGACUCGACUCGUGCAACGAUGGCAGAGCGUCGCCAAUGCAAUCGACCGAGAUUUGUUCAUCCGAGUAUUUAUCGAAAGGGAUCAAUUGGGUCGGAAUUUCACGAUCCGCGCUUGGUUCAAUUCGAUUUUCUUCGGAGGCACCGAGAGGUUGAUUUCGAUGAUGCAAGAAAAAUUCUCCGAGCUAGGGUUGACGAGGGAAGAUUGCACCGAGAUGAGCUGGAUCGAGUCUGUGCUUUACUUCGCGGGCAUUCCGAUAGAAUCGCGCGAGGCUCUACUCGAUCGGGCUCAACCCAAUGUAAGAUACUUCAAGGGAAAAUCGGACUACGUUCAGAGGCCUGUCCCGAAACAAGGGAUCGAGGGCCUUUUGAGACUAUUUUACGAGCCCGAAGGGGAGAAGGCAAGCAUCAUCAUGGUGCCGUACGGUGGGGCGAUGGACGAGUUUUCCGAGUCGUGGACUCCGUUUCCGCAUAGGGCCGGGAAUUUGUACAGUCUACAUUACGCCGUGUAUUGGGCAGAACACGACACGGAAAAUGCAGGUCAGUACAUCGACUGGAUCACGAGGCUUUACGAUUAUAUAUCUCCAUACGUUUCGAGCUCGCCAAGAAGGGCGUACGUUAACUAUAGAGAUCUCGACAUAGGAAAAAAUGGAGGAAAAUCUAGCCAUGCUCGAGCGAGUGUUUGGGGUCGGAAGUAUUUCGACCGAAAUUUCGACAGGCUUGUUCGGGUCAAAACCGAAGUUGACCCGCAUAAUUUCUUUAGGAAUGAACAGAGUAUUCCAUCCAUGGCAGCAGGAUUUGACUCGGCUUGA